Molecule: messenger RNA, 1088 nt
Organism: Erythranthe guttata (spotted monkey flower)
Lineage: Eukaryota; Viridiplantae; Streptophyta; Magnoliopsida; Lamiales; Phrymaceae
Product: transcription factor MYB59
Biological process (GO): regulation of DNA-templated transcription
Cellular component (GO): nucleus
Molecular function (GO): sequence-specific DNA binding; DNA-binding transcription factor activity
Source: RefSeq, a predicted model, not a curated record
UAUAUAUAGAGAGAGAGAAAGAAGAUCUAGAGAGAGAGAGGUAAAAAAUGGAAAAUAAAGAAGAAGCGAGAAAAGGGCCAUGGACAGAAGAGGAAGAUGCCCAGCUGGUACUUUACGUGAACUUGUUCGGCGAUCGCCGAUGGGAUUUCAUAGCAAAAGUAUCAGGUUUGAAGGGUUUGGCGGGAGACACUAUAUAGGUCUGAAAAGAACAGGAAAAAGUUGCAGGCUCCGUUGGGUUAACUACCUUCACCCGGGCCUCAAAAAAGUCAAGAUGACUUCUCAUGAAGAACGACUCGUUCUUGAACUUCACUCGAAAUGGGGAAACAGAUGGUCGAGAAUUGCAAGAAAAUUACCUGGUCGGACCGAUAACGAGAUCAAGAACUACUGGCGGACCCACAUGAGGAAGAAGGCUCAACAGAGCAAGAAGCAGAAGAAAUCCAUUUCUCCGAUAUCAUCUUCGGAUAACUCUUCAUCAUCCUCAUCGAUAUCCAAUAGCCCUACUACGGAGGAUUUUACUCCGGCAAAGGAGACGAGUUUUUACGACACGGGCGGUGUGGAAAUAAAGGAUUUGAUGAUCCCUGCUGCUGCUGCUGCUGUCGAGCCUGGAGAAAGCAAGAAAAACGGUGUGGAGUUAGCAAAAAGCGGCACCAAGGAGGUGUAUUCCAUGGAUGACUUAUGGAAAGAAUUCGAGUUUUCGGGGGAAAGAUGCGAGCUCACAUGGCAAACGGUGGUCUCCCCCAUAUGGGAUUACUGCCCAUCGAAUGAUGACUCCUUCUUGUGGUCCAUGGAUGAAGAAGACGAGAAAAGCAAGAUGCUGAUGCAGCCAAUGGGUGAUCAGUUUUAUUCUUUUCCUUUUUACAAUUAUAAUAUAUGACUGGCUAAGAACCUUAAGCAAGUUCAUUUUUUAGUUAUUAUAUUAAAAGGAAUUGGUUCGUAGAAGUUAGGUCUCACUAGGGUAAGAGAGUUCUUAUUAACUGUUGUACAGUUUCAUAUCUAUUUUUCUUCAGCAGUUAUGUGAUCAAGUACGUUGUAAUAUACCGAUCAUCUAAUGUAUGAAUGUGAAAUAAUUUGUUUCUUGCUUGUAUAAC